AGAAUUCCUGACGUGCCUUUGCCAAAUUUGCUAAAGGCUCCCUGUGGAAAAAAAGGAGGAAACGCUAUUAGAAAGUUAAUAAAAACAAAGCAAUGUGUUACUGGAUAAAAGGCGAAGCUGCUGUGUUAUCCCCACCACGUUAAUUGCUCCAGGCUGCACACACACACACCCGGCAGCUCGAUCAGGAUAACCGCUUUAACGCUGCCUCCCGUCAGCUUUCUCCCAGAACUGGCUGCUCAGGACCAUUUAGUGAUGGAUUUCAAACUGACUCCGUGCUUUGCAGCAGGAUUCCUUUUAAUCGUUGUUUUCACUGGGGCAGUGGGAAAAAUGACUGGACUGGAGAUACAGAUCAAUGCGAACCCACUGGCUGUGGCAUUUGGAGACUCUUUGGUGAUGAACUGCAGUACACCAUGUGCAACACCUCACAUCAUCAUAGAAGGCCCAAGGAAUAAUCCAAAAAUAGAAAGCGAUCAGUGGGUCUGGAUUAAUUUCACAAGUAUCCGGUCGUGGUCUUUCUCAGUAAUAUGUUACAUAGAAUGCUCAUCGCAGCAUGGCAGAAUAUCAGAACAGAUAACUGUAUACAAUCGAGAGAUAAACAUUACAUCACUCCCUGAAGUGCUGGAAGUUAACAGGAGAUAUAGUCUGCAGUGCAUCGGACCAAGAGUCUACCCAAACAACAAACUCAUUCUCACAUGGUUGAGAGGGAGUGAGAUUGUUCAGAGAAAUUCUGCAGAAAAACAAGGUCUUCCGGAUGAAGAUAACAGGUUGAGAAAUGUCUUCAAUUUCACUGCAAGUCUAUCAGAUGAUGGACAGGAGUACACCUGCUUGGCUGAAGUGGACUUGGGCUCUAACACCACAAUGUCAAUCACAAACUCCUCUGUCACUCUGCAAACCUACUAUAAACCAAUAAUUACAGCUCUGUUAGCAAAUAACAAAAGUGUUUCCGAGGCUCCAGUCUAUUUCAGCCAAGGUGACAGUAUUACAUUACAAUGUGACAGCAAAGGGAAUCCACAGCCAACAGUGAAGUGGGAAAGUCCCAAACAAGGCAAUAUUGUGAUUAAUCCUCCAGGGAUUCUCCGUAUUUCUGAUGCUACAGCCAAAAAUUCUGGAGUAUAUAAAUGUUCAGCUGUUAAUCACCUUGGAGCUGAAGAGAAGAUCAUGGACAUCAGAAUCCAAAGCAAAGCUGCAAUUAUGGCUGCUGCAAGUGUUCCUGCGAUGGCUGCCGUUAUCCUUGCUACAGGAACGAUCCUUUCUUACUGGAGGAGGAAUGUCAAUAAAACAGGAAAAUACGAUCCACAAAAUGCAAAGCCCAACAACAAUCCACAAGUUCCCAAUGAAAUACAGUAUCAGGAAUGAACAGCGCAACCUGAAAAGGAUUAGAAUAUGAAACAAGGUUUUUCCAUUUAAAAACAGUGUGUCCAACUAUUCUGGAAGAUAUUCUGGGCUCGAGUUUAUCUGCAGGCUCUCUUGCCCUAUGUCUUGGGGUUUCUGCAGGUGAUGUAGCAGAACCAUGCAAAUAUUAACUCCCAAUUCUUUCUGAAUGGCCUCUCCCUUCUCUCUCUCUCUGUAACCUUCUUCAGCUGUGACUGUCAGAACUUUGAGUUUUGGAGUCUGGCUUCUUGCACAUCUGCAUUUUUAUUUCCUGUGUCACUGUCAUUCCUGCCUUCUGUGUCAAGUGUCUAAGGAACAGAGGCCCAGGAGCCCAUCCAGUCCCUUGAGACUGUUGCACUGUAAAGUUGUUUUGAUGCCAUGUCUCUCUAGGACUCUAACAGAGCCACCCUGCUGAUUCCAGAGCUUCCAGCCUCAACACUGAGCAACUCUUGAGACUUCUAGUAAUUGGGCAUGCUGUCCACAUCUUCCAACUUAAUACAGUCACGCAGCAUGGAAACAGACCCUUCGGUCCAAUCAUACUCCCAAACUAAACUAGUCCCACAGCUUCUGCCCCAUAUCCCUCCAAACCGUUUCCUACCCGUGAUCCCAUCUAAUGUCUUUGAAAUGUUGUAAUUGUACCCCCGUCCACCACUUCCUCAGGAAGUUCACCCCACGUGGUGAUGUAGGUAAAAUAUUACCAAGUACGAUUCUACAGUGAGUCAGACACAGCUUAUUAACAAAAACUUUAGAAGUUUUUCGGUGAAGCAGGGACCUCAAAGGGGCCUCACCAAACUUCUCGGCCAUUACAGACAAUUUCAAAGCUUAUAUACAUUGGCUGUUACUAGCCACCCCUCCCCCAAGUCACGUACACAGUUCUCUAAUCCGUUCCCAGUGUCUGGCAAAGCAGGUGGUUCAUCUUGAUUGUGUAAAGUUCGAUCUUUGUGUUGUUGAUCUCUUUACUUCUUCCUUUAGUAAGUUAAUGUCUUUUAAAAGGUUAGUGUCUUUAAAAGUUGAGAUAACAAGGCAUGGAGCUGGAUAAACACAGCAGGCCAAGCAGCAUCUUCAGAGCAGCAAGGCUAAUGUUUCAGGCCUAAAAGUUAAUGUCUUUACUUCCUUCUUCAGUAAAUCGCUUUACUUACUCCUUCAAUGGGAACCACCCUCUGCGUAAAUAAUUCGCCCCUCAUGCCUCUUUUACAUCUCUCUCUUCUCACGUUAAAAAUGUGCGCCCUAGUCGAGAAACCCCACCAGCCUAGGGAAUGUUAAAAGCCAACAGGUGUCCAAAUCUAAGUUGACGUUGUACCCUGAAUCCAGAUUGUCAUUCAGGAUCAGUCUGAAGGAUAUCAGUAACGAACGCAUAGGAUGCUGGAGAAACACAUGUCUGUCAGCAUCUGUUGUGAAGAAGAGCCAUACCAGACUUGCAAUAUUAACUCUGCUGCUCAUCUCACAGAUGCUGACAGACCUGUUGAGUUUCACCAGAUUUCUCUCUGUUUGUUUUAGAUUUCCAGUACCCACAGCAUCGCGCUGCUGUUGAAGGGAAGCUGGAUUGUCCAGCAAGGUGUUCCUUUUAUUGUUUCAGGGAGGCAUGAGGACUCUGGAUGGUUAGAAUACGCUUUUAGUAUACUUGAAGGAACAUUGUCUUCCUUCCCUCUCUGUGGGAAUGAAGCCAGUGAUUUCACAAGCUUCAAAAUCUCCCCUCCCCCAAAAACCAGCCCAGCCCGUCUCUGCCUCCCUAACCUGUUCUUCCUCUCACCCAUCCCUUCCUCCCACCCCAAGCCGCACCUCCAUCUCCUACCUAUUAACCUCAUCCCACCUCCUUGACCUGUCCGUCUUCCCUGGACUGACCUAUCCCCUCCCUACCUCCCCACCUAUACUCUCCUCUCCACCUAUCUUCUUUUCUCUCCACCUUCGGUCCGCCUCCCCCUCUCUCCCUAUUUAUUCCAGUUCCCUCUCCCCAUCCCCCUCUCUGAUGAAGGGUCUAGGCCCGAAACGUCAGCUUUUGUGCUCCUGAGAUGCUGCUUGGCCUGCUGUGUUCAUCCAGCUCCACACUUUAAUAUCCAGGAUCGAUUAGGUUUAAGUCAGCCUGGCAGAGUAAAUUCCAAAACAGAAUGUUGUUUCCUGUAAUUCUUCAUCCAGAUAAUUUCAAAUCGUCGGGAAUAAUACACUCAUUGAGUAGAAGCAAAGAAUGUUUGUAGCACUGGAGGAAGCCACAGGAGCAUCAUAUCUGGCCUCAUUCCCUGCAAAAACAGCUGAGCUCUUCUCACUACAUUGACCUUUCCCUGUUGUCCUGAAAAUGGUCUUUCUUCCAGUAAUUGUUCAAAUCUGUUCAUAAAUCCAUGACUACAUCUACCUCCCUCAUAUUCUGAGGAAGCACACUGCACAGCUUCAUCACAUGCUGACUCAUCAGGUUUUCCCAAAUCAGUGUUAGUUCUUUCAAAAUUCACAUUCAAUCAAUGUCUGCUGGCCCUGAGAUCACGGACAUCCAGCCUGUCUGCAUUUCCUUCAAGUUUCCUUUCCAGUUUCUUGGAAAACCUAAGGCGAUUGUAUCUGUUCAUUGUUAAAGUAAAUGAAUAGCAGACUCUCAAAUAUCUAAUGCUGAUAGAUUGAAUUAAAAAGCCUUUCCUCUCCCAUGUGAGAAAAGACUGGGUAGAAGUUGCCUUGGUGGUUUCAGGGAGUUGACCCUACGCAGAAAUGAUAUCCUUCUGCCUGGAUGUAGGUCUGUUUCAGGAUUAGUGAACGACAGGCCAAAACUGAAACAGCAACAGUCAGAGUGGAUCACACAGGGCAGAUCACAGAAGGGGCCAAAAUGAUUGUGAGAAUGAGGGGCAAAUGAUAGAAAGGCAGACAAGUCGUGAACACGGUGUGUUUUGGAUAUCCGGGCUAAAGUUCAUUUCUACAUCAUCCCAACACCACAGACAUGGUGAAAAUAGGAAGAAAACCACUGUUUACAGCAUGAACUGUUAACAAUGAUGCUGCUCAUGUUAAAUACUUUGGAAGAAAUUACCUCGGUCUAUAUUUGGUCUCAUUUUCACUCACCUGCCCCCAAAUGCAGAUAACACACGGCAUUACAUAGAGGCAAUGGCUUGAUGGUGUUAUCACUAGGCUGUUAAUCCAGAGAUCCAGUAACAUGCUGGGAACCUCCAUUCAAACCCUGCUGUCCAGUUUAUUUUAUUGAGUUCAAUAAAAAAUCUGGAAUUAAGAUUCUAUUGAAGAUCAUGAAUCCAUUGUCGAUUCUUGGGUAAACGGAUCUGGUUCACUAAUGCCCUUUAGGGAAGGAAACUGCCAUCCCUUACCUGGUCUGGGUCACAUGUCACUCUAGACCCACAGCAAUGUGCUGACUCUAAACAGCAAUAAGUGUGGGCCGAGCCAGCGAUGUUCACAUGCUGUGAGUGAAUAAUAAAAGAAAUAAAAUGAACAUCUUGUUUUGCCACGAGAUUGCUGCAUUAGGGUCAUUUCGAAUCAGGUUUGUGAGCUACAGUAUAUUAAUUGUGUAAUAAAGUCCAUGAAAUAAAUUGAAUUCAAGUGGGUAAUAAAUUGCUUUGGUGAAGGACUGAGUCUUCUCUUUUGUAACUGUAAGGCAUGUCUCUGUUAUAACAGUGACUAAAAGUACUCCUUUGGCUGGAGAGCACUUUGAGAUAUUCUGGCGCUAUAUGAAUGCAAGAUUUUUUUUCUUUGUGAAUUAAAGCUUGUCAGUUUGUAAGGACUUAGCUGUGGGUUCUCUCCUUCACCACAUAGCACUGUAACAUGCAGCAACUGGCUUUAUCACUGAAAUAAAACGGGAUAUGAA
Messenger RNA from Stegostoma tigrinum, 5155 nucleotides. RefSeq names its product intercellular adhesion molecule 4-like. NCBI's taxonomy places the organism in Eukaryota, Metazoa, Chordata, Chondrichthyes, Orectolobiformes, Stegostomatidae. Gene Ontology annotation, cellular component: membrane. The transcript has 5 exons. Gene Ontology annotation, biological process: cell-cell adhesion. The coding region runs from base 253 to 1356 and encodes 367 amino acids. The record is from RefSeq and is a predicted model, not a curated record. Gene Ontology annotation, molecular function: integrin binding.